Molecule: messenger RNA, 882 nt
Organism: Microthlaspi erraticum
Lineage: Eukaryota; Viridiplantae; Streptophyta; Magnoliopsida; Brassicales; Brassicaceae
Source: the annotation of a GenBank genome assembly
AUGGAAGAGUUUUGUUUACUGCUGAAUGAUGAUGAGAUUGUUGCUGCUGAGGCUCCUGGAGUCCAGAUUGAUCAACCAGAAGUGCAGGCACCUACUGUGGCCAUUCACACUUCACCAGUUGAGCUCGCACAACAAGCUCGAUCGGCAGCUCGAUCGAGUCGACAUCUAGCUCGAUCGAGUCCGACCUCAUCUGUCCCAAAGCCGAUUUUGCUUGAUCCUUACCAACCGGUUGACACUUCCUCGUCUCGCCUACUUAGUCAAGGGCACAAGGAAGUGAUUCACAAGUUCAGAAGAGAUCUUAGUGGGAUUGGAAUUGAGUUGCCUCCUAUGGAAAGCAUGAGUGAGGCAUUUGAUCAAAUGCAAAUGGUCAAGGAUCAAGGGAAAUUCACUCUCCCUUGCACACUUGGGCAUCUUGAGCUUGACAAUGCCUUGGUGGAUUCUGGAGCAAGCAUCAAUCUGAUCUCUCUCUCAAUGGCAGAGAAGCUAGGCAUUGCUGGAGCCUUGCAGCGCCCUACUACUUCAAUCAUGUUUGGAGAUGCAACUUCUAAAGAGCUACAAGCUUUGUUUGAUGAGCCACUAGGAAGGGCUCUAAAAGAAGGGGAGGAUGUAGCCUCUAAGGCAAGACCAGGUGAUAAAAGAAAGGAACCAGCUCAGGCCCCUUCAUUCAAGACAUCUCAGCUCACAAUGACUUUGUUCCCCACCAAGUUUGAAAAUGGGAAGAUUGCGUACAAGAUAAGGUACAAGAGGAGAUCAAGGCCAUUCUCUAGAGCCAAAGCCUUGGUGACUUCAGAACAGUCCAGGGACCCAACCAAGCUAAAGGAGCUUCUGUCUCAAGUCCUCACUAUUACCCUUGAUGGUGGGACUAGCUCAACCAAUGCCUAA